AUGAACUGCAACAUCUGUCAAAGACCCCACAAUCCUCAGCGGUUGCCCUUCCUUUGUGCUGUGGAUGCCCGGAACCACUGCUAUGAGGGUCGCCUCAAGAAUCUCCAGUUGUUGAUGGAGAAUGAGAGUCUUCAGAAUCAGAUCAAUGCCCUGCUUGCCCAAGACGCAUCGGGCAAUGCCCCCAACCCGACUAUCGCUGCUGAACAUUCGACAUCUGAAUUGAAAAAGGCUGAAGAUCGAACGGACCAUAUCAUCGCACAGGCCGACAAGCUGAGGGAUGAGAUCGCCGCUGCCAGGAGGGAGAUUGCCGAUCGUAAAGCUGCCAUUGCUUGCCGAAAGUCGGAGCUUGCAUCUGCAUCGAGUGGUAUUGCUGUUCGCAGAAACAGACAACUCGAGGAGUCUGAGCGCUCCAUCUCUGUCGCCAAGUACAAAUGGGCCCGCAGUGCUGAUCAGAUGUCGUCUACUCGAGCCUUUCUCUGCAUGGAGGCUGCCAAGCUAUACGGUCUGCGCCGUGUCAAGAAAGGCUCGUCGUCUCGUUAUGAUUUCAAGAUCGGUGGCGUUGACAUUGUCGACCUUUCGUCUAUGAAUACGGCCUCACCCGAUGUCUUGUCGACCUCUCUUGCCAACAUUGCCCAUGUUCUGGCUCUGACGUCUCAUUAUCUCUCCAUCCGGCUUCCCGCGGAGAUCACGCUGCCCCAUCGCGAUUAUCCGCGACCCACUAUCUUCAACCUCGCUUCGUCGUACCAACAUGGCGAGGUCCCGUUCCCCGGCUCUUCGGCGAUUCCCAGUUUUGUUUCGGGGGAGCGUGACAGUCAGCCACACUACGUUCCCCGUCCGCGACCACUAUUUGUCGAGAAAGCCUUGCCUGUUCUAGCCAAAGAAGAUCCGGUGGCCCAUUCCCUUUUCCUGGAAGGUGUGACGCUGCUGGCAUAUGAUAUCGCCUGGGCAUGUAGCACUCAGGGUGCCUUUGUUGGGGACCGCAAUUCAUUCGAGGAUGUCUGCCACAUGGGUCGUAACCUGUACAACUUGCUCAUUGGCCAACAACUCCACAGCACUCAAACUGGGCGCCUCUAUCCCCCGGCGACUUCAUCGCCCGCCACGAAGCAUGACACACCCGACCAGGAAGACCUCGGCAAAGCCCCUUCGUGGAUGGGGCGAUAUUCCCACGGCACAACGUAUGCGUUCCUCGGCGGUGCUGAGGGCUCCGAGUUCGUUCGCAGCUUUAAGCUUCCUAGCCCCCUGAAGCUUGCUGACAAGCUCAAGAAGAAGCUCAUCAGUGAGGCUGCUGUACCAGAGUGGGAAGUUCUUGAGGAUGAUGCGUGGGCUCUUGAUGACGGCGAAGGUCAACCAAAUCGGGCUGGCGGUGGUGGCGGCGGUACAAAUGGCUGGACAAAAGUGAAAAACAGGUAG
This is a messenger RNA of Colletotrichum higginsianum IMI 349063, 1410 nucleotides long. RefSeq lists its product as uncharacterized. The transcript is spliced from 2 exons. Lineage: Eukaryota; Fungi; Ascomycota; Sordariomycetes; Glomerellales; Glomerellaceae. Gene Ontology annotation, biological process: SNARE complex assembly. Bases 1 to 1410 code for a protein of 469 amino acids. Gene Ontology annotation, cellular component: endosome; lytic vacuole. Gene Ontology annotation, molecular function: SNARE binding. The record is from RefSeq and is a predicted model, not a curated record.